Molecule: messenger RNA, 7706 nt
Organism: Drosophila bipectinata
Lineage: Eukaryota; Metazoa; Arthropoda; Insecta; Diptera; Drosophilidae
Gene: ash1
Product: histone-lysine N-methyltransferase ash1
Biological process (GO): regulation of DNA-templated transcription
Cellular component (GO): nucleoplasm; nucleus
Molecular function (GO): chromatin binding; protein binding; histone H3K4 methyltransferase activity
Source: RefSeq, a predicted model, not a curated record
CAACAAGACUACAUCACGAAGCCUGGCCACACCAAAUCGCAGUGUCUUUUUCUUUAUUUAUGUUCGUAAAUUUUUGGUUGCCUGGCUUUUUGUUGUUGCGCCACCUUAACAAUAACAAUUAAAGCGCGUCCCCGCCGCCGUCCGCGAUGCGAUCGAGUGAAUAACAGAAGCAACAUUUACAUGUUCCACAUGCGAAACGCGUUGCAACGUUGCUCCGUCGUCGGGCGUCGAACAAAGCAGCAGCAGCGAAACGGCUGAAAACGGCGCCAUUUUAAGAAGCAAAACAAGCCACGGCCGAAGGCGCAGGAAAAGUGUCAUAGUGCGAAUGCAAUGUGCGAACUAAUAAUUACUCCACUCACCCAAUACACAACUCCGAACUGAAAGCCGUGAGUGAAGUGCCAGCAAAGAAAACAAUCCAACCUCCCAAGCGAGUCCAAAAUAUGAGCAGUGGCCAAAAUGAGACGGCAGCAGCAAAGGUUCUGGAAACACAAGAGUCCGGCAGUGAAAAUGAGGAAACCGAUUCUAUUACGGAUCAAUCCAGCCAGUCGAAGUCCACAAAAUCCGCCACUCAAUUCAGCGUACAACGUUCGGAUACCGAUGGCCUGCGCAUGAGAAUCUCGGCAAUACGCCCCUUGCCAGUCGCAACUCCAGUGGAAACCAAAACCCAAAUCAAGCCAGUUGUCUCAAAGUCUAGAAAGAUGUCCACCCAGGACACGGAAUCCGGUUGCUCAGAGGCUAAGAACAAGGCAGCCAGCAAGAAGAUCAGAGUGAAGCGAAAGAAGUUAUCCAGCAGCAACAGUGGAAUUAGCAAGACGGAGAGGGAGAAGCCCCAGGUCGGGGGCUUCACCUCGGAUUCGGAAGACGAUCUGCCGCUGAAGGUACACCAGCAGCGAGCGCCGCGACUCCUGCUCACGGCCAUCAGUCAGGCAGCACAGUCGAUUGAGAAGCCCUGCUUGGACAUUGGCAUCUCCUCGAGCGACAAUGAGCUGCCCAAUCUCGUCCAGGCGGCCAUCAACCGCGUGGAGAGCGAUACGGAGGACACAACAGUCGAGGGAAGCUUCCGCAAGGCGGCCAAGGCCAAGAACCUGCCGCGCUACCAGUCCACGCUGCUGCAAGACUUCAUGGAGAGGACGCAGAUGUUGGGCCAGCUCCCGGCCAACUCAAAGCUCCCCGAGGAGCCCGUCGUUAAAGCCAAGGAGGAAGCAGUGGUGCAGACGGUUACUCCCCGAAAGCGGAGGGGCAGACCCAAGAAGGUGGUCGCCACGUUGCCCGCUGCCAACUCAGGACCUGCCAUCAAUGAAUCCGCAGAUUCGGGUGUAAUCAGCACCACCAGCACUACGCAGAGCACCACGCCGUCGCCCAAAAUGCAAAGCGAAACUAUCCCCGCUGGAGCUGCGCCAGUGGCUUCCACUUCCAGCAAACCGAAGAUCGACAUGGCCUACCUGGACAAGCGAAUGUACGCCACGGAGCGGGUGCUAUACCCUCCGCCGAGGAGCAAGCGGCGCCAGAACAACAAGAAGACAACGUCAAGCUCCAGCAACAUGGAGGAGCUCCAGCUGGAUCCCCUCUGGCGGAAAAUAGAUGUCAACAAGAAGUUCAGGCUGAGGAGCAUGAGUGUGGGAGCGGCGAGUGCAACUGGCGGCGCCACCACCAUCUGCAGCAAGAUACUGGCCGCCAAGAGUGGCUACGUCUCAGACUAUGGCAGCGUCCGGCAACCGAGGAGCGCCCACAACCACAAUUCCGGCUACAAGUCCGAUGCCAGCUGCAAGAGCCGCUACAGCACCAAGAGCUGUAUGAGCCGCAGGAGCAGGGCCAAGAGCUGUGGCUACCGCAGCGAUUGCAAGGAGUCGGGGAAGUCCGGCCUGAGACUGCGAAGGAAGCGGCGGGCCUCCAUGCUCCUGAAGACCGCCGCUGACGAUCCAGCUGAAGACCAGGACAUCCUCCAGCUGGCGGGGCUAUCGCUCGGCCAGAGCAGCGAGGAGAGCAACGAGUACAUCAGCAAGCCGAGCCUCCAGAGCCUGCCCACGACGAGCGCGAGUAAGAAGUAUGGGGAGAUCAACCGCUACAUCACCACGGGCCAGUACUUCGGGCGAGGCGGCAGCUUGACGGCCACGAAUCCGGAGAACUUCAUCAGCAAGAUGAUGAACCAGCGCAAGGAGACCCCGGCGCCCAGCAAGUCCUCCUGCAAGAUUAAGUCCCGGCGAUCCUCGGCGGCCAGCAUGUGCAGCAGUUAUGUGUCCGGAAUGUCCAGAGUGCGGCGUCGGCACCGCCGGAAGAGCUUCAGUCACAACAAGUCCCUGAACAUAGACUCCAAGCUGCUCACCGAGAUCGAGAUCAUCACGAGCACCUUCCACACGAGGUGUCGCAUCCAGGACGACCGCCUGACCGGCAGCAGUGGCAAGGAGAAGCUCAUGGCCGAUGCCAACAAGCUGCAGGCCACCCUGGCCGCGCCCAGUCCCGCCCAACAGUUGGUCCUCAACGGAGGCGGGAGUAGCGGGAUGGGAGCCCUGGCAGCUCCCCUCCCCAAGCCUGUCAAGCGGGGCCUCAAGAAAAGGAAGCUCAGCGAACCCCUGGUGGACUUUGCAAUGCUCUCGGCCAGCGCUAGCGGAGCUCCGAAUGGCAGUGGAAGCAGCACCGGAACAGCCAAGCGUCGCCACAAGAAGUCCCAGGGUAACGACAGCUCCAGUCCGGACGACCACAAGCUGCCGCUCAAGAAGCGCCACUACCUGCUGACCCCGGGGGAGCGUCCGCUGGCGGAGACGGCCUUCGCGAAUGGAAAGCUGAAUGCAGAAGCUUGGGCGGCAGCUGCGGCGGCGGCGAAGAGCACUGCAUCCACGAAGUCCCAGGCGCAGUUCAACGCCAAGAGCGCGAAGUCCGCCUUGACUCCCAAGAAGCGGCAUCUGCUGGAGCAACCCACGCCGGGCAGUAGGCAGGGGGCAUCGUCCGCCAGCAACUCCCCUCUGAGGAUCGUCGUUGACAACAAUUCCAUAAGCGGUGGCAAGCUGCUGGACAUCAGUCCCAGCUCACUGUGCUCCCUCAAGCAGCAGAGAAGAGUGGGCGGCGGCAAGCAGAAGGCCAUCGCCACCAGGGAGCUGGUUCAGAUGCCGUCUCCGGCCGGCAGCUAUCCGCCGCCUGGAGUCUUCGAGCCGUCCGUCGAGCUGGAGAUCCAGAUACCCAUCGGAAAGCUCAACGAAUCGGUCAUCACCAAGGCCGAGGUCGAGUCACCACUCCUGUCGGCCCUGGACAUCAAAGAAGACACCAAAAAGGAGAUUGGCCAGCGGGUGGUGGAGUCCCUGCUCCACAAAACGGGUGGCAACCUGCUGCUGAAGCGGAAGCGGAAGAAGAUCAACCGCACGGGAUUCCCAACCGUGCGGCGGAAGAAGAGGAAGGUCAGUGUGGAGCAGCAGCCUGCGGCGAUAAUGGAAGAACCCGCGCCAGAACCGGAUCCCGACGACGAGCCACUGCAGUCCAUACGGGAGACCAGAAGCUCCAGCAGUGCUCAGGUGCCGGUGCCCGCUCCCAAUCCUCCCAUGGACUGCGAAAGAGUGCCCCAGGCAGGCGAAGCGCGGGAGACCUUUGUGGCGAGGAGCAAUCAGCGCACUCCCCGCCUGUCGGUGGUGGCCUUGGAGAGGCUUCAAAGGCCGCAAACUCCCGCCAGGGGCAGACCGAGGGGUAGGAAGCCCAAGGACAAGACUGCAGUGCCGCCACCGCCGCCGCCCGAGCCUGAGGUGAAGGUCGCCAAGAAACGAGGUCGACAUCCCAAGAAGCCGCCCGUAGAAGUGGUUCCCCCGCCACCCACUCCAGCUCCGCCUCCGCAACCCACGAAGACCAGACUGCAACCCAACAUUAAGCUUCCGGCUGGCAUCGAUCCCAACACGAACUUUAGCUGCAAGAUUCGGCUGAAGCGGAGGAAGAACAUGAACGCAGUCCAAGAGCCAUCCAGAACCAUCAAGAGCAAGCCUGCCGCGAGUGUCACGCCGGUGGAGGAUGAAGUGACCGCCAGCCAGGAGGAGAUCGAUGCCGAGGCAGAGGCCAAGCGCUUGGACAGCAUUCCCACGGAACACGAUCCUCUUCCCGCCGGCGAGUCCCUCAAUCCCGUGCCAUUCGACUAUGCCAGUUGCAGCGACACCAGCGAGGAUAAGGCAUCCACUCUUUCCACCAAGAAGCUCUCCAAGGUGAAGAAGACCUACCUGGUGGCUGGGCUCUUCUCCAACCACUACAAGCAGUCGCUCAUGCCGCCCCCCGCGAAGGUGACCAAGAAACCGGCGCCGGAGGAUCAGCAGGUGGUCCCGGCCAGCCUUCUUCCGCCGCCGCCCUACUGCGAGAAGUACCUGCGGCGGAGUGAGAUCGACUUCGAGCUGCCCUACGACAUCUGGUGGGCCUACACCAACUCCAAGCUGCCCACCCGGCAUGUGGUGCCCUCCUGGAACUACCGGAAGAUUCGGACAAACGUCUACGCCGAGUCGGUGCGUCCCAACUUGGCCGGCUUCGACCAUCCCACUUGCAACUGCAAGAACCACGGCGAGAACGCGUGCCAGGACAACUGCCUCAAUCGGAUGGUGUACACCGAGUGCUCGCCCAGCAACUGCCCUGCGGCGGAGAAGUGCCGCAACCAGAAGAUCCAGCGGCACGAGGUGGCGCCCGGAGUGGAGCGCUUCAUGACGGUGGACAAGGGGUGGGGGGUUCGGACCAAGCUGCCCAUUGCCAAGGGCACCUACAUCCUGGAGUACGUGGGCGAGGUGGUCACCGAGAGGGAGUUCAAGCAGCGAAUGGCCAGCAUUUACCUGAACGACACCCACCACUACUGCCUCCACCUGGACGGCGGCCUGGUGAUCGACGGCCAGAGGAUGGGCAGCGACUGCCGGUUCGUGAACCACUCCUGCGAGCCCAACUGCGAGAUGCAGAAGUGGAGCGUGAACGGCCUGUCGCGGAUGGUGCUCUUCGCCAAGCGAGCCAUCGCCCAGGGCGAGGAACUCACCUACGACUACAACUUUUCGCUGUUCAAUCCCUCCGAGGGCCAGCCCUGCCGGUGCGGAAUGCCGCAGUGCCGCGGAGUCAUUGGCGGCAAGUCGCAGCGGGUGAAGCCCCUGCCCGCCGCGGAGGCAAAGCCAUCGGAGAGUUCCCCCGGCCGCAACGGUCGCCAGCGGAAGCACAAGGCCAAGAAACACCAGCAGCAGCGGGCACCGGCCAAGGACACGGCCUCGGCAGUGACAGUGCCCAAAAUGCAGCCUCUGUCCGACAAGGAGAAGAAGCUAGUCAAGCAGUUUAAUACCUUCCUGGUCAGGAACUUCGAGAAGAUCCGCAAGUGGAAGGCCAGACGAGCUGCCGCCCAGGCCUCAUCAGCUCUGACUGCUUCUGCCUCGUCUCCAGUGCACGGUGCCACGAAUGGUGAUAUUCCAGGACGAAGACCGUCCACGCCAUCCUCCACCUCGCUGCUGGCCACUCAGAUCUCCGCGCUCUGCACUCCGCGCAACAUGAAGACCCGCGGACUGGCCCAAGCCGUCCAAGACCCGGAGCUGGAGAAGAUGGCCAAGAUGGCCGUGGUGUUGAGGGACAUUUGUAGUACCCUGGAGUCACGGAAAAUGUCCGACCUCCUGACGACUGUGUCGAGCAAGAAAAAGAAGGCCAUGAAGACCUCGCUGGGCGGCAAACCCGGGUCGUCGGCUGGGUCGGGUCGCGUGGAGUUUCGGUCCAUACAGGCUCAGGUCGAGCAGGGCCACUACAAGACGCCCCAGGAAUACGACGAGCACAUGCAGCAGCUCUUCGCGGACGCCAAGCAACAGCAUGGCGACGACGAGGGAAAGGCCAAGGCCUUGCAGUCCCUCAUGGAGUGCUACGAGCAGCAAAAGACGGCCAGCUACUCCCAGCUGGUGGAGAUACUGGGCGAGUCCGAAUCUCUGCAAAGCUUCAAGCCAAAGGAGGAGGAGCUGAUGGUUCCGAUAGUGGAGAUGCAGAAAGAUUUGAAAAAAUCCCCAGGAGCCGGAGAAGCCACGCCUCCUCCCAUAGUGCCAUCUAUACCCAUUAAUGACCUGCCCCCCAUUGUGGGAUCCAGCGAAGAGGAUGUGAUCCGUUGCAUAUGUGGGCUGUACAAGGACGAAGGCCUGAUGAUUCAGUGCGCCAAGUGCAUGGUGUGGCAGCACACAGAAUGCACCAAAGCGGAUAUCGAUGCGGACAAUUACCAAUGCGAGCGCUGCGAGCCGCGGGAGGUGGAUCGUGAGAUUCCCUUGGAAGAGUUCACCGAAGAAGGACAUCGUUACUACCUCUCGUUGAUGCGUGGAGACCUGCAGGUGCGUCAAGGAGAUGCCGUCUAUGUUCUGCGCGAUAUUCCCAUCAAGGACGAGGCUGGCAAAGUGCUGCCCACCAAGAAGCACACCUACGAGACCAUCGGAGCCAUUGAUUACCAGGAGUGUGACAUCUUUCGGGUCGAACACCUGUGGAAGAACGAAACCGGGAAGCGUUUCAUCUUCGGUCACCACUUCCUUCGGCCGCACGAGACCUUCCACGAGCCCUCGCGUCGCUUCUAUCCCAACGAAGUGGUGCGUGUCUCCCUCUACGAAGUUGUGCCCAUUGAGCUCGUCAUUGGACGCUGCUGGGUCCUGGAUCGCACCACCUUCUGUAAGGGCCGCCCCAUGGAGUGCACCGACGAGGAUCAUUGCUAUAUUUGCGAACUGCGAGUGGACAAGACGGCCAGGUUCUUCUCCAAAGCGAAGGCCAAUCACCCGGCAUGCACCAAAAGCUAUGCCUUCCGAAAGUUUCCCGAGAAACUAAAGAUAUCCAAGAGCUAUGCGCCACACGAUGUGGAUCCUUCGUUGCUUAAAACACGGAGGCAAAAGACUGAUUUAGAAGUAGCAGGAGGCGUUCCAGCCGCGGCGCAGAAGACGCCGGGCCGGCAGGAACAGCAGCAACAAAAAGCGGCUGGGAGGAAGCAACGUGGGAUCAACGCGGUCACAUCGGAUUCAUCGGCAGUACGGGUCUUGCAACCAGUGGCGCCCAAUGGACAGAUACUGAAAAAGAAGCGCUCCCGCUUGGAGAACGUUCUCAUAACCAUGAAGCUCAAGUGUCUCGAUGCACAGACCGCCCAGGAGCAACCAAUCGACUUGUCGUACCUGCUGUCCGGACGAGGAGCUCGUCAGCGGAAGACGCAGCAAUCCGGCAACGGCAACAACAGCUCCAACUGUUCUACCCAACAUAUUUAGCCAGCACAUAGAUUAAGCCCUGUAUAUACGCGGAUAUUUUAGAGGCAUUGCUUAAUAUUUAUGGAAUUUCAUCUAACAAGUAACCCCCCUAGCCAUGUAAGAAGUAACGGUGAUAGUAGUAAUUCUAGAUGGUACAUUGUUAUGAACAAAUUUCGUGAAAUGAAGGCCUCCGAACUCGGCUAAGAUGGAACAGAUUACGAAUUACGGAUACUCUAAGAAUUUAUUUAUAUAUUGUAUUUACUGCACUGGAUGAAGCACCUUUUUAGAUGAAUUUCCUAUGUUUUUAAUUGUUUAUUGCAUUUCAAUAUUAACCUUGUUUUAUCAUGAUACUAUACAAUCUACUUUUAGUCUUUGCACUCGAAAGACCUUUUAAUUUUACAUUGUUAUUUUAAAUUAUUGUAUUUUAUUAUUGAUCUAUUGAAAUAUUGAACUAUGUCAACAGCCCUGUUGGACGACUCAUUGCGCUAUUAGUUUUUAAUUAUUUUGAAAUUGUUAUUAACUGCUAACACA